This is a messenger RNA of Notodromas monacha, 357 nucleotides long. Lineage: Eukaryota; Metazoa; Arthropoda; Ostracoda; Podocopida; Cyprididae. The record is from the annotation of a GenBank genome assembly.
UUAUUUUAUUCCAUUUCCUAUGCAGGUCUUCAGAAUCGGUGAUAAUAUUCCGCCUUGUGUGAACAGUUGAAUUGUGUCUUGGAUUUUGAGUGAGUUGAUCGGCAGAGAUUCUCAAUCAACUAGUCAAACAUGUCGUCCGGCGUAACUGUGGCAGAUGUCUGCAAGACGCUCUUCGAAGAAAUCAAAAAGGACAAGAAGCACCGUUACGUCAUCUUCUACAUCAAGGACGAAAAACAGAUCGAAGUGGAAACCAUUGGUGAGUUCUGGUCGCAACUUUUUGUUCCAAAGGCGACUGACUUGUCUGAGGCUUCCGAGUCCGCUGUGGAGGAGAAGCUGCGUGCCACGGACAGGCAAUGA